Messenger RNA from Amphiprion ocellaris (clown anemonefish), 2283 nucleotides. RefSeq lists its product as uncharacterized. The coding region runs from base 20 to 1057 and encodes 345 amino acids. The transcript has 5 exons. The record is from RefSeq and is a predicted model, not a curated record. Gene Ontology annotation, biological process: response to bacterium. NCBI's taxonomy places the organism in Eukaryota, Metazoa, Chordata, Actinopteri, Pomacentridae.
GCACCACGAUCUGAACACGAUGGCAUCUGCACAGUUUGUCUUCUAUCUGACUUGUCUGUUCUUGGGGGAAAUGGCUCAGAUGAAUCACCUGAAUAUACCGUCACUGGUUCAUCAAGACAGAGGUUUUCUGUCUGCUAACACUGGAGACAGUGUGACUUUGCGAUGUUUCUAUCGAGACGACAUUCUUGCAAGGUUUUACUGGUAUAAACAAAUCUCGGGACAGAAACUGAGGCUCAUCUCCAUGUUCCACAAGUAUGAAACAGAAGCCACUUUUUAUGAUGAAUUCAAGAGUAAUCCACGCUUCACACUGGAUACUGAAAAAGGUAAAAAUCACCUGACGAUAACAGAUGUGCACACUUCAGACUCUGCAACUUAUUACUGUGCAGGCAGCUAUUCAUACACAUUUGAGCUUGCAGAGGGCACCACCCUCAAUGUAAAAGGUUCAGGUUUGAACUUCCAAGCUUUAGUCCAGCAGUCGGCGUCUCAGACCAUCCAACCAGGAGACUCACUGACUCUGAACUGUACAGUACAUACUGGGACCUGUGAUGGAGAACACAGUGUUUACUGGUUCAAAACUGAAGAAGAAUCCCUUCCAAGAAUCAUUUACACCCGUGGAGGCAAGAAUGAACAGUGUGGGAAGAAACUCAACACACAAACACACACCUGUGUCUACAACCUGCCAGUAAAGAAUAUGUCUCAUGCUGGAACCUACUACUGUGCUGUUGCCUCAUGUGGACACAUACUGUUUGGAAACGGGACCAAGCUGGACUUCAAAUAUGAAGUGGACUCUCUUGUCUCCGUCCACAUCUUGUGGGGAGCUCUGGCAAUCACCACCAUCCUGAGUAUUUUCCAGGCUUUCAUAAUGUGUGUGAUCCUCAAAAGAAACAGAUCCAAAUGCAAAGAGCUGCAUUCAAGACCUCCUUCCGCAACAAAUGCAGAGGGCAACCAAGAUGAAGAAAACAUUCAUUACGCAGCUUUGAAGCACAACAAGGUUAACAGAUCAAGAAAUCAGAGAAACACAGAGACUGAAUGUGUGUAUUCAGGUAUAAAGCAGUAGAGCUGGACAUGUUUCCUAUUUCUUUGUUGCUGUUAAUACAUGGACUGCAGCAUUCAAGCAGCACAGUAUGAUCUUGUGUUCAUUGUGCGUAAUUUUCUGCGUAAAUUAACAACUUUGUAUAUUUUAACAUGAAAGUUUUCUAUCUGUGGUCUAGAAUCAGAAUUUUGCUAUUUUUGUAUCACAAUCUGAUGUCAGUUGUUGGCUUGUGUUACUUUAAUAUAUUGUUUAUAAAGGAAUAGAUGAAAGUUUGAAGACUUGUUCUCUCUAGAUUUAAGUAUGGUGUAAUCAUUUUGCAUUGGAUGCAUUUUAUGCAGUAGAGAUAAAUGCAGAUGAAUAAUUAGAAAACUCUUCUGAUUGGGAGUCCUCAUAGAUUUACUAGAUUUUAUUCACAAAACCACAAGAUGUUACUCCAAGGUGUCAUCUACUGUAAGCGCUAAGAAGUCAAGAGGAGUGCUUCCAUUGAUCUGGGAGUGUUGAUUACAAUAUGGAACAGCUUAUUCUAAGAAACUGGAAGAGCUAAGUGAUACCAAUAAUCAGGCCUAAGGGCCAUUUUGCUGAAACGACUGUAUGAACACCAUGCUAUCUGUACAAGAAAAACUUCCAACUUGAAUACUGGGUGAUCAUUCUUCGGGCAGACGAGACAAAGAUAUAUUUGUUUAGCUGAGAUGGAGUCCAGCAUCUUUGGCUUGAACCUGGUUCUGGAUGCAACAGUGAAUGUAUUGUCCUGAUGGUGAUGCAUCGAGUGUGAUGUUAUGGGGCUGCAUGAAUACAAAAGGUGGUGGGGUGAUGACAUGUAUUAUAUGCUGCUCUAUGAAUGCCUGUGGAUAAACCAAAAUACUGGCUGAUAAGAUGACCCCCAGUCUGCAGAAGCUUGGCAGAAGAGGAAUAUUCCAGCAUGACAACAACUAGAAGUAUACAAAGCAAAGAUGUGGGUGAAAAAAAAGAACGGUAGAACAUCUGUCAAGAAUUCUGUGCAACAUUGGUAUCGUCCAGGAAGAGGAGGAUUAAGUUUGUCAUCAAAAAUCAAUGUAAGCAUGCAUGAAUAUAGCAAAAUCUACAAGAACAUGAUGAAAGGUGUACUGACUUUUGUCACACUGAGUUUGUACAAUUUUAAAUAAAGCAAAUGCAAUGAAUUUAAUGUUAGAAGUGAUGCAAUUAUUGUAAAGUGAUCCAAUUUUGGACCAUCAGACAUUUGUGUCUAUUUUCAGUGGGUGACCAAGGAAGGA